Molecule: messenger RNA, 1274 nt
Organism: Anopheles merus
Lineage: Eukaryota; Metazoa; Arthropoda; Insecta; Diptera; Culicidae
Exons: 3
Coding region: 87-1160 (357 amino acids)
Molecular function (GO): transmembrane monodehydroascorbate reductase activity
Source: RefSeq, a predicted model, not a curated record
CGAUCAUUCCGUCGUUUGCGCUGUACUAAGACGCGGGUACGGUUGUGGCGCUUGCGUGUGAUACCCAGCUACACUGCUACACCGGCAUGGGGAAAGAUGACCGAGAAUCUCAACCAUCGGCGGUGCCGUACGAUCGACUGCUUCCAGAUGCCGGAUCAACAGCUGAUUUACUGGGUGCGCAACAAAACAACCACGACGCAGCAACAGCAGCAGCAGCAGCGGCGGCAGGAGUUGUCGCAAGCCCCCGUGAGAUAAGACAAACGCGUCAUCCCGUCUACGGUACGUAUCCGAACGGCGCACGGCACGCCACCAGUAUGGGCGGGGAAGAGCCGGAAGGAACCAGCGCAGAACACGAGCAACUGUUUGCCGACUAUCGGGACGACGAGAACGACGAGCGCAAGGAUUCGAUCGACGAGACGACCGUCACCGGCGAGGGGAUGGACCGUGCAAAACGGAACGCCAGCAAUCGGAACGCGAACAACCGGGCAGUGGAGCGUAAUGCCACGUUCAGCAGAAAGCUAGUGCUUGCCAAUGUGCUGAUCAAUGUGCUUAUGUUUGGUGUGGCCGGGUUCAUCACCUAUCAUUGCUUCAACCAUGCGAUGGUGCUGUUUUCCUGGCACCCAACGUUCAUGUCCAUUGGGUACCUGAUCCUGAUGUCCCAGGCCGUGCUGACUAUGUCCGGAGCGAACUACUUCACCCACCGCUGCCACCAUCGCACGAAGGUGUUCCUGCACUGGCUGCUGCAGGCCGUGGCCGGCGUACUCAUCUCGAUCGCGUCCGUGUGCAUCUUCCUCAACAAGGUACGGCUCGGCAAGCCCCACUUCCAGACGCUGCACGGUAUCUUCGGGCUGGUGACGGUGUGCCUCACGCUCGUAUCGAUCGCCGGUGGCGUUACAACGAAGUAUGCGUUUCAGUUGCGCCACUAUAUGCGCCCGAUCUACAGCAAGCUGGGGCACGGUAUCGUGGGCACGGUGGCCUACCUGCUCGGCACUGUCACGAUCUCGCUGGGCGUUUAUUCGCGCUGGUUCCAGGAGGACAACGAUGCCAACGUGCGGUUAACGCUGGUGAUAGCGAUCGGUACGGUCGCGCUGUAUGUGAUCGUUGCGCCGAUCGCCAACACGGUGCAGCGAAUCCGCACGGCCGUGCGGACCACGCUUUAAGCACACACACAGCAUAGUUUAAGUUAUAAGACCUGGGAAAUUAAAAAUUUCCUUUCUCAUCCUUUUGAAAGACACCGUGACGAAAGCAGUAAUAAAAUGUUGCGUACAACUUUA